Molecule: messenger RNA, 3428 nt
Organism: Opisthorchis viverrini
Lineage: Eukaryota; Metazoa; Platyhelminthes; Trematoda; Opisthorchiida; Opisthorchiidae
Exons: 27
Coding region: 1-3300 (1099 amino acids)
Molecular function (GO): calcium ion binding; protein binding
Source: RefSeq, a predicted model, not a curated record
AUGGCUAGCUUAGCCAACCGAUUUUCCAGGGAGUCUCACACGACCAGUGCAACCGAUCAGAAGGUCGAAUCCAAACUGAAUGUCAGGGAUCUGGAGGCCAUUCAGGAAGGAUUCUCAUGUCCCGGCAAAGGCUAUGACAAUAAACUUGCGCUCAACAAAGAGCAAUUUACCGAGGCACUGAGCCUAAUCUUGAAUCGUGGUACAAGACAAGAGUUUAAUGAUUUAUUCGAUAAAAUUGAUAUAACCGGAGACGGCCUGGUUGAUUGGGACAAAUUUGCCUCACACCUGAUGUUGGAGUUUUAUGAAAGAGACGAUCGCAUGAAGAAACUAAGCGUACCCCAAUGGAAGGAUCUGAAAACUCUAAACAGUCCACACAAAGAUGCCAUUCAGAAAAUUGUUUUCAUGAAGAAUAUGUCACGAUAUCUAACAGUGAGUAAGGAAGGUCUAGUGACAAUGUGGGGUUUGGAUAUGAAGCCACAACGAUCAGCGAAAGCAACAACUGAUGCAUGCCGUCCGCGUGAUCUGUGGGUUACCGAUUUUGCUGUGAUGCCAAACAUAAAUAAAAUUGCUGUGGCUUUUACCAGCAAAGAAAUUGCGUUCUGCAACAUCAGUAUCAAACUGGAGCUAACUUGUCAGACAAAGCUUUGCGAUAUUAUCGAUACCCCAAUUUGUUUGGAUCACUGGUACAAUCCAGAGAACCCAAACGAGUGUAUUCUCGCUUGGGGUGAUGUCGGUGGACACCUGAAUGCGUUGUUUUGGUCACAGGCUGCAAUUAACCUGUUUGAGAAACCUUCAGCAUUGGUCAAUGAAAAAGAAGAAUCCACAUUCAACGUAUCGCUCAGUGAUAUCAUACAGAAAGUCGCCAAAACAGCAACAUAUUUACGCGUAAAAGUACACUCCGACUGGGUGCGUCAAGUGAAGUACAUACCCCAAUUGGAAGCCUUUAUGACCUGUGCUACGGUGUGGAACAGCUCCCUCGUCAUUUCGUGGUUGGAGAAACUACCGCCUGUUUCAGCGGCAGGCAGAGCACCAGAUCAACUUCCGGAAGCUCGUAUCAUUUCGCGAAGUUCUGUCUUCACAGUGCAUCAGGGUAUCAACGCGUUCGACUACCACGAGGGACAGAACCAGAUCGCUACUGCCGGUGUGAACUACCAUGUCUGUCUGUGGAACCCAUACGUGGUGUCAAAACCAAAUGGACUCCUUCGUGGUCACAUGGCGUCCGUCGUGGCUGUACAAUUUCAACGUUCCAAAGGACGUUUAAUCAGUCUGUCACGUGACCGUGUGCUACGUAUCUGGGACGUACAGUUACAAGUGUGCCUACAACGCAUGACAGGAGUAUUUCCCAAAGGACUAGAGGUCGUAACACGGAUGUUGUUCCACGAAGACAAGCUUCGCCUUUUUCUCGCGUUCAACUCCUCGCUGACAAUGUUGGAGAUGAAGGUCAAAGUACGGGAUCGAGUUUAUAGCCAUGAGAAACCUCUGGUUGGUGUCAUCUUUAACUCCGCAUUUAAUCAGGUGAUUUCUGCUUGUCAAGGUGGAACAAUCUCCAUUUGGCUGGUGGAUACGGGGCAACGAGUCAAAAAUAUCUCUCGGAGUCACAAUGACGCCGAAUUAACAUGUUUGGUACAAGAUCCGAACGGUUCCAAAUUCUAUACAGGCAGCACCGAUGGGACAAUAAAGAUUUGGGACAUGAACGGGCACUGUCACCACACUUUGAUCUGUUUCGGAGGAGCCCACGCUGAGGUUGGACAAGUGGUUAUUUUGAAACGCGCCGUCAUUGUGAUGGGUAAUUCGAACCACUUCACUGUUUUCCGUACAACCAAUUUCCGGGAUCACUACGUCUAUCCCUCAGAAUGGAAAGGUGGACCAGAACAUUGCGAUGAUGUACUCACCGGCGUGGCUUUGCCACCAAAUGGACUCAUUACCGGAUCUUAUGACGGCGAACUAGUUGUAUGGAACACGAACUCGGAGUGUGCAGCCCGGCGAAUGACGCAGCGGUGCAAACGUAUGAAUGAAGACUUCGGAGAUUUCUUGUUCAACGUUUCGCGCUUGAUCCUGUUGACUGAACGCAAGCACAUUGGCUCGGGAAGCAAGAGGGGUGCCAACCUGGUGUCUUGUGGAGGCAACGGCAUAGUGCGGUUCUGGAACGCCUAUUCUUGCAUUCUCAUAGGAGAAUUCCUUGCUCACGCUAAAUCGAGUAACAUAAUCAUGGCCGUGGAUCCCACCAAUGAGUACUUGGCCACCGGAGAUGUCGAAGAACUGCUGAGUCAGUGGCAAGCUCAUGUUGAUCUGAUCAGUGGUUUGGCUUUUUGUCCGCGGUUCGAACGCCGUAUGUUUGUGGUUACCUGUUCGACUGACUGUGGUGUGAGCCUGUGGACUCUGGAAGGACACAAGAUUGGCACAUUCGGACAGGAAGUCCGCUGGAAACUUGAGGCAAUUCACCGAGACAUUGGUGCACUCUCCAUUGCCAGUUCGGAUGCCAGUCCCGUCCAAGCGGAAACAAUGUUAGAAAGUGCUGGACCCGACCUCAAGGAUCAGAGAGAUUCCAGUGAAUCCAUUACUACACCUCCGUUGGAAUUCCGAGUCGACAACAUCCAGCCAUUCCCCGAGAAGGCAUCACUCAAUGAGAUUUGUGAUAUCCUUUCAACUUACCGAAUCAAUGCUUGGAAGCACACACUUCUCGGUAAAGAAUAUCAAGAAGGACGAAUGCGUAAGCGCCAGCGCAAGCAGCCUCAUACAAUAUCUGAACUGCCUGAUAUGUCGGGAGAACGUUAUGGGCGACCAAAUUACGGACCUUACUACUAUUUACAACUCAGUUCAUUCGAUCCGAUUGAGGAUUUGGAACAACCGGAUUUCAUGGAGCAUCCGGAAGAUUAUUUCAUGGACACAGAAGAACUGAACUCAUUGAGCAACAGUGCUGACAUCCCGGUUUUACGUGAAGAGGACUAUGGAGGCACUCGGGAUCAGCAUAAUGUCUACAACGAGCCAGAGGUAAAGAAGAAAAUUGACGAAACCACUCUGUUUCCCGGCUAUCUGCUUCAGUUCGAAAGACAAAUGCUGCGUACCAAUAGAUUUAUAAAUCCAAACAACCAGAUGCAGACCGACUCAGCGUGUAACAAAUCACCGGACGAUGCACAAUCAGAUAUGACAACUCAGGCAAGCUCCAUCCUGAGCGAGCAGUUGCCACCGUUGAAAACGAAAGAAACUCGCCGGACGAGUACGCAAACGUUUCGAAACAAAAAAGAAAAGGAUAAAGUCAUGAAACGCGGUCGAACAAAGUCGUCAUUCUCUCGCCCGUAAUCCCGCGCUGCAAAAAAAAUCAUUUUCGUCCCAUUUUCUCGGUACAUUCAACUAGAUAACCUGUCACAAAUGUAGCUCAGGUAAAGUGUAAUCCAAAUGGACGAACACUAUGCUUUCUGGGGUUUUCC